This is a messenger RNA of Ectocarpus siliculosus, 300 nucleotides long. The record is from the annotation of a GenBank genome assembly. Lineage: Eukaryota; Phaeophyceae; Ectocarpales; Ectocarpaceae.
AUGGACUUGGACAGGCGGCAGGCGGGUCUGCGGGGUCCGAGAGGGGUGUGUGGCGGGUUCGAGACUCUUCCGUCUUUCCCCUGUGUCGGCGGCAGUCCCCUUCGUCCGACCCCGCGGCCAGGGAUGCCGGAAGCGGAGCGAAGAGAGGUGGACGCGAUGCUGAGGGGCCUGGGCCCCAAGUACCAGAGGCAGCUGAGCGUGAGCACGUCGAACGCGUUGGAGAGCUUCGCCAUCCUGGAGAAGGAAGAGCACCACGCCCGCGGGGGAGUGUCUCAGAAUCUUGUGCAACUACUUCGUUGA